Messenger RNA from Colius striatus (speckled mousebird), 2065 nucleotides. It is a transcript of the gene HNRNPAB, whose product is annotated as heterogeneous nuclear ribonucleoprotein A/B. The transcript has 9 exons. The coding region runs from base 293 to 1342 and encodes 349 amino acids. The record is from RefSeq and is a predicted model, not a curated record. Gene Ontology annotation, biological process: regulation of gene expression. NCBI's taxonomy places the organism in Eukaryota, Metazoa, Chordata, Aves, Coliiformes, Coliidae. Gene Ontology annotation, molecular function: RNA binding. Gene Ontology annotation, cellular component: nucleoplasm.
CGUCCCGCGGGCAGGCGGCUCGGGGAGAGCCGCUCUCAGCACUGAGGCGACAGGCGCGAGGCCUCCGCGCGUCUUUCUGUGCCUCCCAGCCCAGUCUCGCGGGCCCCUACCCGCCUCCCACAGCGGAGCCAACCGAAAACGCCGAAUGGUGGGAGUGACAGGCGCAGGCGACCAACGAAGAAGCUCCUUAUUGGUGUGUGGCUGAGGCUCCGGCCGUAUAAAGGCGGCCACGCGUUAAGGCUCCGAGCUGGAGAGCGUCUGUCGUCCCUCUUGCCUCUGCGGGCAGGGCAGCAUGUCCGAAGCGGAGCAGCAGUUGGCGGCCGCCGCUGGCGCCACCCAGAACGGGCACGAAGCGGCCGAGAGCGCCGGAGAGCAGCAGGCCGAAAGCGGCGGGGCUCCGGCGGCGGCGGCGGCGGCAGGAGCGGCGACGGCGGGAACGGCGGCGGCGGCGGCAGCCGGACCGGCGGCGGGAACAGCGGGGACGGCCGCUAGCCAGAAUGGAGCCGAGGGCGAUCAGAUCAAUGCCAGCAAGAACGAGGAGGACGCGGGGAAGAUGUUUGUUGGCGGCCUCAGUUGGGAUACAAGCAAAAAAGACUUAAAAGAUUACUUCACCAAAUUUGGUGAGGUAACUGACUGUACGAUAAAGAUGGACCCUAACACAGGAAGAUCCAGAGGCUUUGGAUUUAUUCUCUUCAAAGAACCUGGGAGUGUUGAAAAGGUUCUGGAACAGAAAGAACACAGGCUAGAUGGACGACUAAUUGACCCCAAGAAGGCCAUGGCAAUGAAAAAGGAUCCAGUAAAGAAGAUAUUUGUUGGUGGACUUAACCCAGAAGCCACAGAAGAGAAAAUCAGGGAAUACUUCGGAGAGUUUGGAGAGAUUGAAGCAAUUGAACUUCCAAUGGAUCCGAAGACCAACAAAAGGAGGGGGUUUGUGUUCAUCACUUUCAAGGAAGAAGAUCCGGUGAAGAAGGUUUUGGAGAAGAAAUUCCAUAACGUCAGUGGAAGCAAGUGCGAGAUUAAGGUAGCGCAGCCAAAAGAAGUAUACCAGCAGCAGCAGUUCAGCAGUGGCGGAGGAAGAGGUAGCUAUGGAGGAAGAGGCAGAGGUGGAAGAGGCGGCGCUCAAAGUCAAAAUUGGAAUCAAGGUUAUGGCAAUUACUGGAACCAGGGUUAUGGGAAUCAAGGAUACGGCUAUCAGCAAGGUUAUGGUGGCUAUGGAGGCUAUGAUUAUUCAGGAUAUGGGUAUUAUGGAUAUGGACCAGGCUAUGAUUACAGUCAAGGCAGUGCAAAUUACGGGAAGACACCAAGACGUGGUGGUCAUCAGAAUAACUACAAGCCAUAUUGAUCAAACUUAUUCAGGCCUGGCAGUGGUCACAGUUGAUGCCUACAAGCACUGGAUAUUCCACAAGUUGAAGACGGAAUACUGACUUGUUUACCUGAAGAUAAUAGGACUUCGGGGUAUUUCCUCAGAGAAAAUAUAAAUUUUAAUAUAAUUUCAUAAGCUUUUGGAGGUUAGCUUGUCUUGUAGCUUCAGUGAUAUCAAACUUCUUCAAGUAGGAGCUAGAUAGAAAGCUGUUUAGUUUUUGCCAGCGUAUGUAAAACAAGACUUUUCUAUCUGCAUUGUAGAUUGUUUGUGGACACUUCCAGAUUCUUGUGCUUUCUGCAGUCAUUCUGGGGACUGAACUCUCAUUGAUAGUGAUAGAGGUUCCAUGAGCAGGACACGUGCAGGAAUUUGAGUGUAGAAGCCCACAGUGUGGUUUGGAGUAGUGAAUUGCUUUUAGUUUGGAGAAGACUGAGGGAGAUGGGAAGAGCAACUGUACUUUAAGGGAACAAUUACAGAUCUUCUUCCCGGUGACAUCAGUGAGAGAUUUGCCUUCAACCUUCCACAGAAGAAGAUUUUUAGCUUUAAUUUGGGACAGUAAAGGGGUUUUCAAAAGCACUAAAAACCAGUGGGAGUGGUUUUGGCUGCUCCUUAGGCCUUUCAAAACCCCUACACCGAAAGUAAUAGCCAACAACGUGAAAUGGAAGUAAAUAAAAUGCAUUUUCAUUGCUGUUUUGAGUUACAUAA